ACUCACGGCGCAUGAGCCACAUGGUCCAGAGUCCAGGCAGACAAAAACAACCCAGAUUCCCCCUUCGCAGCUGAGCUACUGGCAAGAGGGCCUCUGUUCCCUACAGAUCCACACAACACCCUCAAAAUGGAGUACAUAAACGCCCUGGUGCCAUCGACAUUGUUAAAGUCGGUGUCGAGUGCGAGCUCAGAACUCACCCGGCGUGUCUGGGCUCCGAGCCCCCCAACCCAGAGGCCAUUCCGGGUCUGUGACCACAAGCACAACAUCCGCAAAGGUCUGACUGCGGGGACCUUGCAGGAGCUGUUGGUCAAGGCAAGGGAGACCCUGCUGAUCUCGGGCAUCGUUUCCUUGGUGCUGGAAGAAGAUGGCACCGUUGUGGACACAGAGGAAUUCUUUGACGUCCUAGAUGAUAACACGGCCUUGAUGGUGCUGGAGAAAGGGCAGAAAUGGAGCCACGCCAGGGGCAGCAGCCGGUCGUAUGCGCUCAGCGGGGAGAAACCGAGGAACAGCCGUGACAUUGCCCGCAUCACCUUUGACGUCUACAAGCUCAACCCCCGCGACCUCUUUGGCAGCCUGAACAUCUCGGCCACUUUCUACGGACUCUACUCCAUGAGCUGCGACUUCAAGUGUCUGGGGCCCAAGAAGGUGCUAAGGGAGAUCUUGCGUGUGGCAUCCUCCGUCAUGCAAGGCAUCGGGCACAUUCUUCUUGGGGCAUCCCACUACAUCCGCCGGCUCCUGGAUGGGGGCGAGAACUGGCACUCGCAUGCCCGCGUGAGCUACGAACGCUGAAGGCUGCCACCCUCCUCCUCCUCCCUCUCCUGAGACAAGAUUCCUUCCCGGCACCCGCUCUUUCGGCUCCAAAGAAAUCCCAGAUCUCUGUUUUGGUUGGGGGUGAUAAUUAAAAAGGGUACAGUGGUACCUUGGUUCUCAAACUUAAUCCGUUCC
This is a messenger RNA of Lacerta agilis (Sand lizard), 945 nucleotides long. RefSeq names its product cell death inducing DFFA like effector b (gene CIDEB). The transcript is spliced from 5 exons. The coding region runs from base 127 to 789 and encodes 220 amino acids. Lineage: Eukaryota; Metazoa; Chordata; Lepidosauria; Squamata; Lacertidae. The record is from RefSeq and is a predicted model, not a curated record. Gene Ontology annotation, biological process: apoptotic process; regulation of apoptotic process.